AUCCGACUAUGCCUGUGCAGUAGAAGUAUGCACUUAAAAGCGCCGCCGACAUUUCUUACAAGAUUCCCCGAAUAAUUUUCACCUUAUGCCAGUGUGGAAUGCGUGUUUUUCUCGUGAAGUCCUGUGCUGAACUGAUGGAAUGAGUACUCAACGGCCGGUUGGACGAGAAUCCCCUGACUUCACGCAUUGAAGCGUGUGGUCAGGCUGAUUUGACGCGUCAGUGAUAAAGUCACCGUGACAUCGAUGUCAGGUUUCGGAUCCCGCCCGGUUAUCUGCACCAUCCAAAGCUGUUCUAACUAGAUGUUUCAGUCUUCACUUGGAGCUGGAGAUGUCGAUGCUACUGCACUUUAGGACACCAGAUCCAAACAGAAACGCAGACCACAGAUCGUGGGAACGCAAGAGGCGUCGACGGCAUAGCUCUUCGUGAGAGGCCAUAGAUCGUGGGACCACGGCUCACGAGACGCAGGCGCCACCUCGUCGUGCUCUGGACGCAAGCGCCGAUCGACCGACGAGAGACGUGGACCGCGCGCGCGCCGCACGCGGGAAGUGACGCGCGUAGAUAACACUGGACGCGCGCGCCCGAGGCGCAAGAAUCCCAGAGCCGAUAGAAUGGCAGACGCUAGCAGCGCCGCCGCAACGGCCUCGGCGCAACCGGCGGCCUCCGCGCCGCUGGCCGGGCGCGUGGCGAUCGUGACCGGCGCGUCGCGCGGCAUCGGGCGCGCCAUCGCGGCGCACCUGUCCUCCCUCGGCGCGAGCCUCGUGCUGGGCUACGCGUCCAGCGACGCGGAGGCCGAGGCGCUCGCCGCGUCGCUCCCGCGCGCGGUGGCCGUCCGGGCCGACGUGUCGGACGAGGCCGGCGUGCGGUCCCUCUUCGACGCGGCCGAGUCCGCGUUCGGCGCCGGUGCGCACAUCCUCGUGGCCAACGCCGGCGUGCUCGAUGACAAGUACCCCUCCCUUGCGGACACCACAACCGAGUCCUUCGACCGCACCCUCGCCGUGAACGCGCGCGGCGUGUUCCUGUGCCUCCGCGAGGCGGCCAACCAGCUGCCCCGCGGCGGCGGGGGCCGGAUCGUGGCGGUGACGUCGUCCGUGGUGGGAAGCCUCCCGACGGGGUACGCGGCGUACACGGCGUCCAAGGCGGCGGUGGAGGCUAUGGUGCGGACGAUGGCGAAGGAGCUCAAGGGCACGCGCAUCACGGCCAACUGCGUCGCGCCGGGGUCCACGGCGUCGGACAUGUUCUUCGCCGGGAAGACCGAGGACAUGGUGCGGCGCAACGUGGAGAACAACCCGAUGGAGAGGCUCGGGGAGCCCCGCGACAUCGCGCCGGUGGUCGGCUUCCUCUGCACCGACGCCGCCGAGUGGGUCAACGGCCAGGUCAUCAGGGCCAACGGCGGGUACGUGUGAUGCUCCUUGACAUCGAUUGCUGUUAGCCAUUUUGGCUGGAUGGAGUGUAUCAGAUGUUCCAAUAAAAAAAGUGUGAUUUGAAAAA
Phragmites australis (common reed) is the source of this 1489-nucleotide messenger RNA. RefSeq names its product NADPH-dependent aldehyde reductase-like protein, chloroplastic. Bases 610 to 1404 code for a protein of 264 amino acids. Gene Ontology annotation, molecular function: oxidoreductase activity. The transcript has a single exon. The record is from RefSeq and is a predicted model, not a curated record. NCBI's taxonomy places the organism in Eukaryota, Viridiplantae, Streptophyta, Magnoliopsida, Poales, Poaceae.